Messenger RNA from Ogataea polymorpha, 2684 nucleotides. RefSeq lists its product as uncharacterized. Bases 16 to 2652 code for a protein of 878 amino acids. The record is from RefSeq and is a predicted model, not a curated record. Gene Ontology annotation, cellular component: Pwp2p-containing subcomplex of 90S preribosome; small-subunit processome. Lineage: Eukaryota; Fungi; Ascomycota; Pichiomycetes; Pichiales; Pichiaceae. The transcript has a single exon. Gene Ontology annotation, molecular function: protein binding. Gene Ontology annotation, biological process: ribosomal small subunit assembly; maturation of SSU-rRNA from tricistronic rRNA transcript (SSU-rRNA, 5.8S rRNA, LSU-rRNA).
AACGAAGAAGGUACAAUGUUGCUUUCGCCGGUGGGGAAUAGAGUUUCUGUGUUUGAUUUGGUGAAUAAUAAAUCUUUCACUCUAGAUUACGAACAUCGCAAGAACAUCGCCUGCAUUGCUCUGAAUAAGCAGGGAACGCUAUUGCUUUCUGUUGAUGUGGAUGGGAGAGCCAUUCUUGUAAAUUUUAAGGCCCGCACCGUUUUACACCACUUUAAUUUCAAAGAGAAAGUCCACGAUCUGCAAUUUUCACCUAGUGGUACCCAUUUCGCUCUGGCAGCCGGAAGAUUCGUCCAGGUUUGGAAAACCCCAGACGUUGCUGAAGACCGUCAGUUUGCGCCCUUUGUUCGCCAUAGAGUGUAUGCAGGACACUACUCAGACAUCACGUCCAUUUCCUGGUCUGGCGAUUCCAGAUACAUUUUGUCAACCAGUAAAGACUUAACAAGCAGGAUUUUCUCAUUACACAGCGAAGAUCGGGACGUGAAAAUGACUUUGGCAGGACACAGAGACCACGUUAUUAAGGCGUUUUUCGACAAGGAUCAGGAACUAAUAUACACUAUAUCCAAAGACGGAGCUCUUUUCAGAUGGGAGUACACAGAAAGACCUGGAGAGGAGGAGCUGGCUGAAGAUCAGAAACACAUGAGCUGGAGAAUUAUCUCGAAGCACUUCUUCUUCUCGGACCACAACGUUAAAUGUGCCACGUUCCAUGCUCCAUCCAACCUGCUCAUUGUCGGCUUCUCCAACGGAGAGUUUCGCCUGUACGACCUGCCUAGUUUUACCAUGCUCCAGCAGCUAUCGAUGGGAUUCAAUGCCGUCAACACUGUUGCUAUUAAUUCGACGGGAGAGUGGGUCGCUUUUGGGUCUAAGAAACUCGGACAGCUGCUUGUUUACGAAUGGCAGUCAGAGUCGUAUAUUCUCAAACAACAGGGACAUUUUGAUGCAAUGAACUGUCUUGCGUAUUCUCCAGAUGGCAGCCGAAUUGUAACCGCCUCAGACGACGGAAAAAUCAAGAUUUGGGACGUUGUUUCUGGAUUCUGUCUGGCCACCUUUGAGGAGCACACUUCUGCUGUGACCCAGGUUGUUUUUGCAAAGAAGGGCCAGGUGAUGUUUUCCUCGUCUUUGGAUGGUACAGUUAGAGCAUGGGACUUGAUUAGAUAUAGAAAUUUCCGCGUGUUCACGUCCACCACCAGAAGGCAGUUCAGCUGUCUUGCGGUUGAUCCGAGCGGAGAAAUCGUUUGUGCGGGCUCGCUUGACGAGUUUAACAUCCAGGUUUGGUCCGUGCAGACAGCACAGUUACUUGAUCAACUGGCUGGCCACGAAGGCCCAGUGUCGUGUUUGAGCUUUGGCAGCGAGGGUUCCCCAUUGCUUGCCAGUGCGUCGUGGGACAAAACGAUCAGGAUUUGGGACAUAUUCAGCAGAACCCAGACAAGUGAGCCUUUUGAUGUGCUACACGAGUGUCUGUCGUUGGCCAUGCGGCCAGAUUCCAAGGAAGUCGCUGCCUCGACGCUUGACGGACAAAUCACGUUCUGGGACGUGCAGCAGGGAAAGCAGGUGAGACAAAUUGACGGAAAGAACCAUAUAGUAGCAGGCCGGUACGUGGAAGACCGCUUUGUUGCUGCCAAUUCGGCAAGAGGCAAAUAUUUCUCCACUAUCGCCUACAGUUUUGACGGACUGUCUAUGGUUGCUGCCGGAAACAAUAACUCGAUAUGUCUUUAUGAUCUUCCCAAUGAAGUGCUUCUUAAGCGGUUCACAGUCUCGCAGAAUAUGCAAUUAAACGGAACAUUGCAGUUUUUGAACUCAAAGAACAUGACUGACGGUGGGCCGCUUGAGCUCAUAGACGACGACGGAGAACUGUCCGAUUUGGAGGAGAGAAGACGUACCGAUUUCUCGCUGCCAGGGUCCAAUAGAGGAGAUCCGUCGGCAAGAGCCUCGCGGCCCGAGAUUCGAGUCACUAGCGUGCAAUUUUCUCCAACGGCCAACGCGUUUGCCUGUGCCUCCACCGAAGGUCUUUUGAUUUACAGCGUGGACGACAGUUUGGUGUUUGAUCCGUUUGACUUGGACGUGGAUGUGACCCCUGAAGCCACACUUGCAGUGUUGAAGGACGGGGAAUAUAUGACUGCUCUGGUGAUGGCAUUCAGACUGAACGAGACUUAUCUAAUCCACAAGGUUUAUGAAGCCAUCAAGGUCGGUGACAUUCCGCUCGUUGUGCGAGAUCUGCCCUUGGUAUAUGUGGAGAAGUUGUUUUCGUUUAUCGGCUCGAUUUUGAUGGAGAGCCAGCAUAUCGAGUUCAAUCUGAUGUGGAUUGCUACCAUUUUACGCGUGCAUGGAAAAUAUAUCACAAAGAACAGACAACAAUUCGUGACCUCGAUGCGUUUGGUUCAAAGAUUCCUGAACAGAGUGGCCAAGGACGUGGUCAAGGCCGGCGUCAGAUCCGAGCAAUUCUACUCUUAUCUUAGUUCAGACAAGAAAAAGCCCGCCACGCAGAUCGAUGGACAUGAAGAUGGCGGAGUUCUAGAGCGCACGUCUGACUUGGACUCGGACCAGGAAUCGGACCAGGAUGAGAUGCAUGAUUCAGAAGACGACGGAUGGUUUGGUCCCGGAGAGCAAAAAGAGCUGUCCCUACGAUUUGACGGCUCAGAUGAUGAAGAUAUAUAAUUUCGGCAUUAUAGUUAACGGAUUUCUCCGCG